ACUGUGUAUGAGCAAGGAGUGUUUUCAAAAGGAGAAGGAGGCAGAGUCAUCGAUUUGAUACGAAGAAGGAAAAGGAAAAGGCGAUGGAGGAAGAACAAGGUAAGCAAGCACCUGAGCUUCACCUCCUUCCUCAUCCAUCAACCUCCGAUAAACCCGCCGCCACCAGAACCAGGCCAAAGCGUUUCGUGAAGAACCAAAUCCCCGAUUCAAUCCUCAACGACCCUCUCCUCAACGCCGCCAUAUCCAUUCUCCCUUCCAACUACAGCUUCGAAGUCCACAAAUGCGUCUGGCGCGUCCUCUCCACCGGAGCCAAGCGCGUCGCUCUCCAGUUCCCUGAAGGUCUCCUCAUGUACUCUCUAGUUCUCUCUGACAUCUUCACCACCUUCGCCGCCGUCUCCCACUGCUUCGUCCUCGGUGACGUCACCUACGGCGCCUGCUGCGUCGACGACUUCUCCGCCGUCGCUCUUGGCGCCGAUCUGCUCAUUCACUACGGCCACAGCUGCCUAGUCCCCAUCGAUUCCACCACCAUCCCCUGCCUCUACGUCUUUGUCGACAUCAAAAUCAAUCUCGACCACUUAGUCGACACAGUCAGGAUGAACCUUGAUGGCAUAACCAGCGUCGUCCUCGCCGGCACGAUUCAGUUCGCUUCUGCAAUUCGGGCUGCGAAGCCUGAGUUGGAGAAAUUAGGGUUUAGGGUUUUGGUCCCGCAAUCGAAGCCGCUCUCCGCCGGCGAGGUUCUCGGCUGCACCGCGCCCAAGGUGGCGGUGAAUACCUUUGAUGAUAGUAAUGAGAGUGUUUUGGUGUUUGUAGCGGAUGGGAGGUUUCACCUUGAGGCGUUCAUGAUAGCGAAUCCGGCAAUGAAGGCUUUUAGGUAUGACCCCUAUAUGGGGAACUUGUUUCUGGAGGAAUAUGAUCAUGUGGGCAUGAAGAGAUCGAGGAAAGAUGCGAUUUCGAAAGCAAAAGGGGCUAGGAAUUGGGGUGUUGUUUUGGGGACAUUGGGGAGGCAAGGGAAUCCAAAGAUUUUAGAGAGGUUGGAGAAGAAGAUGAGGGAUAAAGGGUUGGAUUAUACUGUGGUUUUGAUGUCUGAGAUAAGCCCUACGAGGAUCGCUCUGUUUGAGGACUCUCUUGAUGCUUGGAUUCAGAUUGCUUGUCCUCGGUUAUCGAUUGACUGGGGUGAUGCAUUUGGAAAACCAGUGCUUACUCCUUUCGAGGCAGAGAUUGCGCUUGGUGUCAUACCUGGUUGGUGGGAGAAAACUGAGGUGUUGAAACAGGAUUGUGAAGAUGGUGGUGCAGAUUGCAAGAAGAGUGACUCUUGCGUUGAUUGUGGUUGCGGAGAUGUAAAAGGAACGGAAGAUUUUGGCGGAGAUUAUCCGAUGGACUACUAUGCUCAAGAUGGCGGCGAGUGGAAUUCCUCUUAUGUCAAGAAAUCUUCUCGUCCUUCAAGGAAAAUUUCUGUAUCUCCUGUUGCUAAUAGUGUCAUUUCCAGUUAGUAUUGAAUUUGCUUAGUUACAAAGCUUAGAGGCAAAAGGGUAGGAAUCAAUAGCUUAUUUUCAUUAUAAGGCAAAUUUUGCUCUCUUGGUACCCCAUCAAUGUUUGGGGGGAAAGAAGUCCUCUUAAUUAUAUUGUGCAAUAUGAAGCAAUUAUAAGGAACUAUUUAUGCAAUAUGAAGGUCCCUGCUCCAGAUAUAACCAA
Lotus japonicus is the source of this 1692-nucleotide messenger RNA. RefSeq lists its product as uncharacterized. The record is from RefSeq and is a predicted model, not a curated record. Gene Ontology annotation, molecular function: 2-(3-amino-3-carboxypropyl)histidine synthase activity. Lineage: Eukaryota; Viridiplantae; Streptophyta; Magnoliopsida; Fabales; Fabaceae. The coding region runs from base 84 to 1490 and encodes 468 amino acids. The transcript has a single exon. Gene Ontology annotation, biological process: protein histidyl modification to diphthamide.